Penaeus chinensis is the source of this 4495-nucleotide messenger RNA. It is a transcript of the gene Mvl, whose product is annotated as natural resistance-associated macrophage protein 2-like. Gene Ontology annotation, molecular function: cadmium ion transmembrane transporter activity; manganese ion transmembrane transporter activity; iron ion transmembrane transporter activity. Gene Ontology annotation, cellular component: apical plasma membrane. The record is from RefSeq and is a predicted model, not a curated record. Lineage: Eukaryota; Metazoa; Arthropoda; Malacostraca; Decapoda; Penaeidae. The coding region runs from base 2774 to 4477 and encodes 567 amino acids. The transcript has 12 exons. Gene Ontology annotation, biological process: metal ion transport; manganese ion homeostasis; response to manganese ion.
UAAUUUUGCAUGGUGUGAGAGCUGUGCUAAAAGAAUGAAAAAGUAGUUUUGUGUCAGUAAUGAAUGGCCUCUAUGAGCGAGGUUAAUUGCCUAUCCCUUAUCCCUCAUGGGGACCCUGAGGGGUAAAUCGUUUCUUCUCUCCAUUUAUUUCAGGCUCACCAUGGCUAAUAAUGAAGAUUUUUUUACCCUUGUUAGGGGAAUUUAGGCUUGCCCCUUCAUCAACUAGCCUAUCUAAAUUUGAUUUUAUUAAUAUCCCAACCCCUACCUCUCCUUUGACUGUGGCCCCUCCAUGUUUGUUUUCAACUCUUUCCAUUCUGAAUCAUCCACCCAGGUCAUUGCCCAACCUUGAGAAUACACCCCUUCCUCUCUCCAACCAUUCUCCAAUCCAUCCUCUACUGCACAAUCUUCAUUGUCUACCCUGCCUUAUUACUACUCUUCAUCCUUAUUGUCCUUCAGCCAAGAGUGCUACCUCUCUCCACAGCACCCCAUCUUCCUUCCAGCCUUGUUCUUCUACUGCUUCCACCUCUACAAACCUUUUGAGUACCCUUAUUGGCCCAGCCAAAGAUUCCGUUUACAGUCAUUCCAAUCAUUUACACCUUGUCACAGUUACAUCUGAGUCUCAAGCUCUUGCAUUAUCUACACUGACUGACUUCAUAGGCAAAUCUAUUCAUGCCCAACCUCACUCCUCCCUUAAUACCUGUACCAUAACAGUUUCCAUCUCCCUGACUGAUUGUCCUGUCUACAACAAGGACUGGUUAAACUGUGAAAACGACUUACUCACAUGCCUUGUUGACUAUGAUGUAGUAGCAGUCUAGUGCUACACUAUUCCUCCCAGAGGCCAAUAUAAGUACUACACCAAUGUUGCCAAGAUUAGCUUAUGUAGACAUGACCUCCUCCCUGAAGUUUAUAUUGGCAAAGUGUCCUGGUCUGUUCAAACAUAUCAACCCCUUCCCUGUCAAUGUCAGAAAUGUUGGUGUUUUGUCCACCCAGCCAAACACUGUCGCUCCAUUGCUUGCUGCCCUCUGUGUGCUCAACCUGGUCAUGACUGUUCAAAUUGCUCUGCUCAGUCACACAUGUGUGCCAAUUGUGGUGGCUCCCAUCAUGUAUUUUAUAGGAGUUACCCUGCCUACAAGCUUGAGUCUGAGGUAGCAGUUCUCAGACUCAAACUAGGCCUCACUCUACAUGAGGCCAGACAAAAAGUAUACUGAUAAGAUUUUUCUCUUUCUACCUAUUCCAAAACUGUACUUUGCUCCGCUCCCCUCCCAUUUUCUUAAGAAGUCUCAGCAUCUUCCCGAGUAUCUCCUCACUCUACUCCAAAUCAUCUUAUCUCUGCUCCCUCUCUCCUUUAGUCAAAUUCCUUUUCCAGUCUAAAUCCAGAUACUCCAACCUCUACUACAUCCCUGGUGACUACCCCUCCUCUUUCUCACUCUAUUUGUCGCACCAAUCUAAAUGUUGCACCACAUCCUCUCCUCCUCCCUUUGCUCUAUUUCCUCUUCUCUUCCACAUAAGAAAACCAUUCUCUGAGACCUUCCCACCCAACUCCCCUCCAGAAACUUUGGAAGACAUCCAAAACUCUAAACAUGACCCAUGAGGAUGCUCCACACCCUUUCCGCUAAUGACCUUAGCUGUUGACGCGGCAGAUAAUUUUAAAUAAUCAAUCCACACCCUCAUUCACUCUCUGUUCCUAUUCAAUCUACAUUCAAAGUAUUUGCCAAUAUCCUUUCCACACCCACCUGGAUGCUCACAUGACUCCUUUAUGUCACAACAAUGUCCUUUUCCGAAUCUCUCCCCUCUUGACAUUCUUCCCAAUACUUCACCACCUUCCCCUGUUUCCUUAUCUCAUUCCCUUGAUUCUUCUUCUAAUUCCACAACUACCAUCUUUGUCCGUAUUACUUUUUGAUUGUUUCAUAAUUUCUCUUCCAGUUUUCCUAAUAUAGUGUUACUCUUUCUUCCUCAGACAUACACUUUCCAUUUGAUCUGAUCACCCUAUACCUUUAAUCCUUUCUCCUUUUACAAAUCCCCACCGUAUUCCAUUUGCUCCCCCUCUAUACCCUUUUCACUACUAUAUUAUCCUACAGCAUUCUGCAACCUUUGUCAUCAGACAUUUUAUCCUAAUUGUGUUUCAGCACAAUACUAGUGAUAUAUGACCUUUGAUGUCCAGCACAUUUAUUUCUCCUAACCAUUAACCAUUAUUUGGUACCUAAUUUCUCUUUCUUCAUAAGAUGUUUUUUCAUGUAAACUUCCUCACUUUAUGUGAGGUAGAGCAUGUGCUUACUCUCUGUACUUUGUGGUUUAUCUUUUCAUAAUAAUCUAGUUAAGAGUACUCAGAGAGGGACAGAAUGAUGAUACUCCAGAAUGCUAAGUGGUAUUGUAUUCCUAAUUUCUUUUAGCUAAACAAACUACUAUGAGUAAUAUAUGUAUGUGUAUACCUCUUCAACAAGUGCAUUAUCUGUCACGAAUGGGUUCAAUAAAUUACUCGUAGAAUUUUUUUUUUUUUUUUUUUUCAUUUUCCUUGUGAAAUUGUGCCAAGUACCUGCAGAAAGUAUUCAGAAUGACUGAGAUUUUUUGGAGGGAGGCAGAGCAUGUGCUUACUCUCUGUAUUUUGUGGUUUAUCUCCCUUUUUUCAGCAUCAUUUUUAUUAUCAUUUAUUUUCCACUUGUCUAGAUCAUUCUGAAGAGUAGAAAUGAUAAAAUCCCCUUUUCAUAAUAAUCUAGUCAAGAGGACUCAGAGAGGGACUGAGUGAUGAUACCCCAGAAUGCUAAGUGAUUGAAAUAUGAGUGCUGGGCAAGAAGAAGCAGAACAACAUGAAAACACAGAGAACACAGCUCGCCCUCCAUGGCCACCCACUCCUGCUAGCAAUACCAAUAGUAGUACUACCCUAACAGAACAAACUUCUCUUACCCCCAAUGAAGAGUAUUUUGAUACAUAUUUUGCUGAUGAGAAAAUCCAGAUUCCUGAAUCUGAAAAUAAACUGUUCAGCUUUCGAAAAUUAUGGGCCUUUACUGGCCCUGGUUUUCUGAUGAGCAUUGCCUACUUAGAUCCUGGGAACAUUGAGUCGGAUCUACAGUCUGGUGCAGCUGCAAAUUACAAGCUAUUAUGGGUGUUAAUGUGGGCAACAGUCCUUGGUUUGGUGAUGCAACGCCUCUCUGCUCGUUUAGGGACAGUAACAGGUUUACAUUUAGCAGAGGUAUGUUACCGACAAUAUCCAAAAGUCCCACGUAUUCUCCUCUGGAUUAUGGUUGAGAUCGCAAUCAUUGGUUCUGAUAUGCAAGAAGUUAUUGGAACAUCAAUUGCUCUCUACCUGUUAUCAAAUAAAGCAAUUCCAUUGUGGGGUGGUGUCCUGAUAACAAUUGCUGACACUUUUACAUUCUUGGCUCUGGAUCGCUAUGGCUUACGCAAGCUGGAGGCAUUCUUUGGCUUUCUCAUAUCAAUUAUGGCUAUAACAUUUGGUUAUGAAUAUGGCAUAACAAAACCUGACCAGUUGGAAGUAAUUAAAGGAUUGUUUAUUCCUGGAUGCUCUGGCUGUGACAGCAGAGCAUUGCUGCAAGCUGUUGGCAUUGUUGGUGCUGUCAUCAUGCCUCAUAAUCUCUACUUACAUUCAGCCCUAGUGAAGUCACGUGAAGUAGACCGUAAAAAGAAAGAGGAAGUAUAUGAAGCAAACAAAUACUUCUUUGUUGAGGCUUGUAUAGCUCUCUUCUGUUCAUUCAUCAUUAACGUAUUUGUAGUGUCAGUAUUUGCCAAGGGUCUUUAUGGCAUUACAAAUCAAGAAGUGUACAACAACUGUUUAGCUGUAAACAAUACCCAUGGAGAUAUAUUUCCAGAAAAUGAUGAGCUAGUUGAUCCUGAUAUAUACAAGGCAGGAGUCUUCUUAGGAUGCACAUUUGGUGUUGCCUGUAUGUAUAUAUGGGCUGUUGGGAUUUUAGCUGCAGGCCAAAGCUCAACCAUGACUGGAACUUACGUGGGACAAUUUGCCAUGGAGGGUUUCCUAAAUUUGCGAUGGAAACGUUGGCAGAGAGUGCUCUUGACUCGUACAAUUGCCAUUACACCAACUUUUUUCAUUGCUUUUUAUCAGGACAUCAAUGAAUUGUCUGGAAUGAAUGACUUCUUAAAUGCUAUCAUGUCCCUACAGUUGCCUUUUGCUCUCAUUCCAACUGUAACUUUCACGUCCUCAGAACACAUAAUGGGAGAAUUCAAGAAUGGCAUAUUUACAAAGGUCAUAGCAUCUCUUCUAUCAGUGGUGGUGAUUGGUAUCAAUAUAUGGUUUGUGGUAGAUUUCCUGAACAUCUAUUUGAGCAAUCAAUGGUGGAUGUAUCUCAUCUUGGUUUUGUUGUCACUCUUCUACUUCGGUCUGGUGUUUUAUCUGACGUUGUUCCUUUUCAUGGCAUUUGGCAUCAACUUCUGCUUUACCAUACCACUUUUGUGGCUAGUAGGAUUGGAUGGUAGUAGUCCUACUUUACAACCUAGCUUCGAAGGGUAGGUGUGAUUCUCAUCCUUC